Dichotomopilus funicola is the source of this 6306-nucleotide messenger RNA. RefSeq names its product acyl transferase domain-containing protein. Gene Ontology annotation, cellular component: fatty acid synthase complex. Gene Ontology annotation, molecular function: [acyl-carrier-protein] S-acetyltransferase activity; [acyl-carrier-protein] S-malonyltransferase activity; enoyl-[acyl-carrier-protein] reductase (NADH) activity. The record is from RefSeq and is a predicted model, not a curated record. The transcript is spliced from 2 exons. The coding region runs from base 1 to 6306 and encodes 2101 amino acids. Gene Ontology annotation, biological process: long-chain fatty acid biosynthetic process. Lineage: Eukaryota; Fungi; Ascomycota; Sordariomycetes; Sordariales; Chaetomiaceae.
AUGCACCAGACCAACGGCAACGGGACAGGCCCCCAGACCGGCGCCGUCACCCCCCGCUCCUCCGCCUCACUGCGUCAGCUGGCGGUCUCCCACGGGUCCCUUGAAACCUCCUUCUCAAUACCAACGGGCCUCCAUUUCCACGCGACCCGCCUGAAGGAUAGCUUCAUCGCCAGUCUCCCCGCCCCGACGGAUGAGUUGGCCCAAGAUGACGAGCCCUCGUCGGUUCCGGAGCUGGCCGCCCGGUACAUGGGACAUGUUGCACGAGAGGUUUCCGCUGGGGAAGACGAUGCGCAAGGCUCGGCCGAGGAAGUUCUCAAGCUUCUUUUGAAUGAAUUCGAGAGGACGUUCCUCAGCGGGAAUGAUAUCCACGCCCUGGUGGCGUCCCUCCCGGGCAUCGAUGCCAAGAAAAUCGAAGUCAUUCGCAGUUACUACGCCGCGAGGGCAGCGUCAAACCGUGCGAUCAAGACUCACGAAUCGGCUUUGUUUCGUGCAGCUGAGGAUGGCGAAGCCAAGAUCUACAACAUCUUUGGCGGCCAAGGGAACAUCGAAGAGUACUUCGAGGAGCUUCGGGAGCUCUAUUCAACAUAUCCUGCCUUCAUUGGCGAUCUGGUCUCGUCUUCGGCCGAGUUAUUGCGGACACUUUCUAGCCACCCGAAUGCAGAGAAGAUGUAUUCAAAGGGACUGGACGUUCUCGGCUGGCUUCAUCACCCGGAGCUAACCCCGGACGUUGACUACUUGGUCUCGGCGCCUGUGAGCUUCCCCCUCAUCGGGCUUGUGCAACUGGCGCACUACCAGGUCACCUCCAAGGUGCUUGGGUUGCACCCUGGCGUGCUGCGCGAGCGGAUUAGUGGGACUACCGGGCAUUCGCAAGGCGUCGUCCUUGCAGCCAUCACAGCGGCUGCAGACUCAUGGGAGUCCUUUGAGGAGUAUUCCAAGUCCGGCCUCACGAUCCUGUUUUGGAUCGGUGCCCGCAGCCAACAGACGUUCCCGAUAACGUCCCUCAGCCCGUCCAUGCUCCAGGAUUCGAUCAGCCACGGAGAAGGUGCCCCGACACCCAUGCUAAGCAUUCGUGACCUGCCCCAGGCCGAUGUGCAAAAGCACAUCGACCAAACGAAUCAGUAUCUUCCGGAGGAGCAACACAUUUCUAUCUCCCUCAUCAACAGCCCGCGAAACUUGGUUGUUGCUGGUCCCCCACGCUCGCUGUGCGGUCUGAACGCCCAGCUUCGUCGAGUCAAGGCCGCAACCGGUCUAGACCAAAACCGCGUCCCUCAUACGCAGAGGAAGGUUCGGUUCGUCAACCGCUUCCUACCGAUCACCGCCCCGUUCCACAGCAAGUACCUUGCCAAAGCGACUGCGCUGAUUGCGGACGACCUCAAGGAUGUCGAGAUCGACGUCAAGCGCCUCGGUAUCCCCGUGUACAACACCAACACCGGCAAGGACAUGCGGGAUGAGGUCACCGGCAAUAUCGUACCUGCUUUGGUCCGCAUGAUCACCAAUGAUCCAGUUAACUGGGAGAGGGCCACCGUGUUCCCCGGGGCCACCCACGUUCUCGACUUUGGUCCGGGAGGCAUCUCAGGUCUCGGUGUUCUAACGAGCCGGAACAAGGAUGGUACGGGCGUCCGUGUCAUUCUAGCUGGCACGGUGAGUGGCACGGUGACCGAGGUUGGCUACAAAUCCGAACUCUUCGACCGCGACGAAGAGCAUGCCAUCAAGUAUGCUGUCGACUGGGUCAAGGAGUACGGCCCGAAGCUCGUAAAGACGUCCAGCGGCAAGACCUACGUGGACACAAAAAUGAGCAGACUCCUCGGCCUGCCCCCACUGAUGGUCGCCGGCAUGACCCCCUCCACGGUGCCUUGGGAUUUUGUGGCUGCCACCAUGAACGCCGGGUACCAGAUCGAGCUAGCCGGCGGUGGCUAUUACAAUGCUAAGACGAUGACCGCGGCCAUCUCCAAAAUCGAAAAGGCAAUCCCCCCAGGCCGUGGUAUCAGCGUCAAUCUGAUCUACGUCAACCCCCGCGCGAUGGGCUGGCAGAUCCCCUUGCUCGCCCGCCUGCGCGGGGAGGGUGUGCCCAUCGAAGGACUGACCAUCGGCGCCGGCGUCCCGUCCAUAGAGGUUGCGCAAGAGUAUAUCGAGACGUUGGGCCUCAAGCACAUCUCGUUCAAGCCCGGCUCGAGCGAGGCCAUCCAGGCCGUCAUCAACAUUGCCAAGGCUAACCCGACGUUCCCUGUCAUCCUGCAGUGGACGGGUGGCCGUGGAGGCGGUCAUCACUCAUUCGAGGAUUUCCAUGCGCCCAUUCUAGCCAUGUAUGGGCGCAUUCGCCGCCACGAGAACAUCGUCCUUGUUGCCGGCAGUGGUUUUGGCGGUGCCGAUGAUACGUAUCCGUACCUCACCGGCGCGUGGUCCACCAAGUACGGUUACCCCCCCAUGCCGUACGACGGUUGCCUGUUUGGCAGCCGCAUGAUGGUUGCCAAGGAAGCCCACACCAGCAGGGAUGCAAAGCAAGCCAUUGUCAACGCUCCUGGUCUUGACGACGAGGACUGGGAGAAGACAUACACUGGACCAGCGGGCGGUGUCAUCACGGUGCGCUCCGAGAUGGGCGAGCCCAUUCACAAGCUUGCCACACGCGGUGUGAUCUUUUGGGCUGAGAUGGACGCCAAAAUCUUCAGCCUGCCCAAGGAGAAGCGGGUUCCUGCGCUGAAGCAGAAACGCGAAUACAUCAUCAAGAAGCUGAACGCCGACUUCCAAAAGGUCUGGUUUGGGCAAAACAAGGAGGGCAAGGCCGUCGAUCUCGAGGACAUGACCUACGGCGAGGUUGUCCGCCGCAUGGUGGAACUUCUCUAUGUCAAAGACGAGGCCCGCUGGAUCGACCCCUCCUUCCAAAAGCUCACGGCCGAUUUCAUCGGCCGAGUGGAGGAGCGGUUUACCACGGGCCCCGGCCAGGUCUCGCGCCUUCAAAGCCCCGCGGGCCUCAGCGAGCCGUAUUCCGCCAUCGAAAGCAUUCUCUCGCAAUACCCCGAGGCUGAAAAUCAGCUGAUCAACGCCCAGGAUGUACAGCACUUCCUGCUGCUCUGCAUGCGCCGCGGACAAAAGCCGGUGACAUUUGUGCCGGCGCUAGACGAGAACUUUGAGUUUUUCUUCAAGAAGGACUCGCUCUGGCAGUCGGAAGACCUCGGUGCCGUGAUUGACAAGGAUGUGGAACGAACCUGCAUUCUGCAAGGCCCCAUGGCUGCGAAGCACUCGACCAAGGUCGACGAGCCGGUCAAGGACAUUCUGGACGGCAUCCACAACGGCCACAUCGAGGGCCUCACCAAGGACCUGUACGGCGGCGACGCGUCCACGAUCCCCACUGUCGAAUACUUUGGUGGCAAGCUCUUUGAAACGGAGAUCUCGGACGACUUCGAGGCCCUCACUGUCUCGGAAGGCACCAACAAGAACACGUACCGAUUGUCCUCCGCGCCGACCGCCCAGUUGCCGCCGCUUGAGGAUUGGAUCUCGAUCCUUGCUGGUUCGAACCAGAACUGGCGCUAUGCGCUGCUCCAGUCGGAUGUGAUCGUCCAGGGACAACUGUACCAGACCAACCCGAUCAAGCGGAUCUUUGCGCCCGUUCGUGGUUUGGUCGUCGACAUCCUGCAUCCGAAUGACCCCGCCAGAAUGACGAUCGUGGUCAAGGAGCAGCCGAGGCAUGACCAGUAUGUGGAUGUCAUCGAGGUCAAGCUGGUGGGCAAGAACGAGAUCGUCGUCAACAUGAUCAAGGAGACAACGGCCCUGGGUCAGCCCGUGGUCCUGCCACUCCGCUUCGUGUACCGCCCGGAGGCCGGUUAUGCCCCCAUCCACGAGGUCAUGGAGGACCGCAAUGAUCGAAUCAAAGAGUUCUAUUGGCGUGCGUGGUUCGGUAAUGACCCGUUGGACCUGGAUGCCGACGUCACCAGCCAGUUUGACGGCGGCCAAGCCACCAUCACUAGCUCAGCCAUUAAUGACUUUGUCCAUUCCGUAGGAAACCAGGGCGAAGCAUUUGUGGACGGGCCGGAAAAGGUCAUGUACGCGCCAAUGGACUUUGCCAUCGUGGUGGGCUGGAAGGCCAUCACAAAGCCGAUCUUCCCCCGCACCAUUGAUGGUGACCUGCUCAAGUUGGUCCAUCUUUCGAACCAGUUCCGCAUGAUGCCCGGUGCCGAGCCCUUGAAGAAAGAUGACGUGGUUACCACCACGGCUCAAGUCAAUGCUGUGAUCAACCAGGAAUCCGGUAAGAUGGUCGAGGUGUGCGGCACCAUCACGCGCGACGGCCAGCCCGUCAUGGAAGUUACCUCUCAGUUCCUGUACCGAGGCGUGUACACCGAUUUCGAGAACACCUUCCAACGUAAGGUGGAGACCCCGAUGGAGGUGCACCUGCAAACGACCAAGGACGUCGCGGUCCUCCGGUCCAAGGGCUGGUUCAUCAUGGACGACAUCGCGAAUCCGGAGAUUGAGCUGCUCGGCCAGACUUUGAUCUUUCGCCUGCAGAGCCUUGUCCGCUUCAAGGACCGGUCGGUCUUCAGCCGGGUCGAGACUCGGGGCCAGGUCCUCGUGGAGCUGCCGACCAAGGAGAUCAUCCAGGUGGCCAGCGUCGACUACGAGACCAACGACGCGCGCGGCAACCCGGUCAUCGACUAUCUUGAGCGCCACGGUUCGUCCAUCGAGCAGCCGGUCUACUUUGAAAACCCCAUUCCGCUGGGCGGCAAGAAACCUCUCCCGCUCCGCGCUCCGGCCUCCAACGAGAACUACGCCCGCGUGUCUGGGGACUACAACCCCAUACACGUCUCGCGCGUGUUUGCCGCCUACGCCAACCUACCAGGCACCAUCACGCACGGCAUGUUCUCAAGCGCAGCUGUCCGCAGCCUGGUCGAGACGUGGGCGGCGGAGAACAAGAACGGGCGUGUCCGCAGUUUCCACGCGUCCCUCACGGGCAUGGUUCUGCCCAACGACGAAAUCAAUGUCAGGCUGCAGCACGUGGGCAUGGUAGCCGGCCGCAAGAUCAUCAAGGUGGAGGUUAUCAACAAGGACACGGAGGAGAAAGUGCUACUUGGCGAGGCUGAGAUUGAGCAGCCCGUGACAGCCUACGUCUUCACUGGCCAGGGUUCUCAGGAGCAAGGCAUGGGGAUGGACCUAUACGACAGCAGCCCUGUCGCCAAGGAGGUUUGGGAUCGUGCCGACAAGUACCUGAUGGACACAUAUGGCUUCGCCAUUACGAACAUUGUCCGCAACAACCCCAAGGAACUCACUAUCCACUUUGGCGGGCCCCGCGGCAAAGCCAUCCGCCAGAACUACAUGGCCAUGACCUUCGAGACCGUGGCGACCGACGGGUCUAUCAAGUCGGAGCGGAUCUUCAAGGAGAUCACCGACAAGACGCAGUUCUACACGUACCGCUCGCCAACGGGUCUUUUGUCCGCGACGCAGUUUACGCAACCGGCGCUGACGCUGAUGGAAAAGGCAAGCUUUGAGGACAUGAAGGCUAAGGGUCUGGUGCCGCGUGAUAGCACUUUUGCCGGCCACUCGCUCGGCGAGUACUCUGCAUUGGCCGCACUGGCCGACGUCAUGCCCAUCGAGUCGCUAGUAUCCGUUGUGUUUUACCGUGGGUUGACCAUGCAGGUUGCCGUGGAGCGCGACGCGCACGGAAGGUCAAACUACAGCAUGUGCGCGGUCAAUCCGGGCCGCAUCAGCGACACGUUCAACGAGGAGGCCCUUCGGUUCGUCGUCAGCAAUAUUGCCGAGACUACCGGCUGGUUGCUCGAAAUUGUCAACCUGAACGUGAUCAACAUGCAGUACGUCUGCGCCGGCGACCUCCGCGCACUCGACACGCUUGGCUCGGUCUGCAACUACCUGAAAAUCUCUCAGAUCGACAUUGAGCUGCUGCGCAAGAGCGUUCAGCCCGAGGAGGUCAAGGAGAAGUUGGUUGAGAUCAUCAAGGGCUGCGCCGAGAAGACGCUCGCCAAGCCCAAGCCCCUGGACUUAGAACGCGGCCAUGCCACCAUCCCCCUCAAGGGUAUCGAUGUGCCCUUCCAUUCGACGUUCUUGCGCUCGGGUGUCAAGCCUUUCCGUAGCUUCUUGCUCAAGAAGAUUAACAAGACAACGAUCGACCCCAGCAAACUGGUGGGCAAGUACAUUCCCAACGUGACGGCCCGGCCGUUUGCCAUCACCAAGGAAUACUUCGAAGAUGUGUACCGUCUCACCAACUCGCCCAAGAUCGGCAAUAUUCUCGCCAACUGGGACUCUUACCAGGACGACAGCGGUGCGCUGGCCUCAGCCCUGGCGAACGGCGCGGGCUCGGAGUAG